AUGGCACAGGCAGCCUCUAAAACAUGUGAGAUAUGUAUAAGUGCUCCAGGAUCCCAAUACUGUUUGGAGUGUGAACAAAACUUUUGUGAAAAUUGUAAAACUUUUCAUAGCAGGCAGAAGAUAUCAAAAACUCACCAGUUCCAGUCUUCCUUUGAUGUAAUCCCGGAGGGUAAAUCGAAAUGUAAGGACCACAAUGAAGACUUCAGUUUUGUAUGCAAAACAUGUGACGUAGUAGUGUGCAGUAGUUGUGUGACUGGCAGUCACACAGGGCAUGCUUUUUCCAAGCUUCUGGACAGCAUUAAACAGUUGAAGGAGAAGAACACAACAUACCUGCGUAUAAGAGUACAACAGUCAACACAAAACAUGAAGCAGAUAGAAAAAGGUAUAAAGGAAUUUGAUGUCAAGGUGGAAGGAGUAGUCAAAGCUAUUACAAAAGAAGGUACACAACUCAAGGCUAUGGUUUAUAAAUGUGUUGCAGAGAUGAUUUCAUCGGUCAAUGAUCAAUCUAGGAGAGAAAAGGACAAAUUGACAAAGAUCAUGGCAGAUACUAGAAUGGAUUUGAAGGCAGGAAGCAAUUUAAACAAGCAGAUUGAUGAACUCGACAAGAUCAGAAACGAUGGUAAUUUGUUACAGUCUUUACAGAAGCUUACAUAUGACAUUUCAAAGCUGACGAUAAAGCCUAUUCCCGAGUUUCCGAACAUAAGGUAUACUGCGAAGUCCGCAACAGAUAACGACGUUAAACAACUGUUUGGUAACUACAUACUCAGUGAAAUGCGUACACAACAAAUCAUGAACAAAGAAAGAGAAUUACCUUCACCCAAGAGUGAUUACAAACAGGAUGUGAUACCAAAGGAGCAAGGGAAAAACCUGUUCAGAUGUGACAAGUGUGGAAAGGAAGAGAGAACUGAUAAAUGGGGCUUCUGCUGGUAUAGAUGUUCAUGUGGCGGUGAUGCAUGUACGCGACUAACAGCAGUCACAGAACAAGAAUUGCUUAAACCAAAAAGGAAGGAAGAGAGCACUGAUAACCCAUUCGGAACGAGUAUUGAUUUCCGUUACAUUACCUUUUAUAGUCAAUGUAAACAAAUACAGAAUUUAGCAUCGGAGGCAAAUGUGUUUGUGGAGGAUCGAUGUACUUCAUCAGUCAGUAAAGAGACAGCCAGUGACAAACAUUUGACAGAUACUGAAAGGCCAGAAAAUACUUCCUUCUGA
Molecule: messenger RNA, 1209 nt
Organism: Mytilus trossulus (common blue mussel)
Lineage: Eukaryota; Metazoa; Mollusca; Bivalvia; Mytilida; Mytilidae
Exons: 18
Coding region: 1-1209 (402 amino acids)
Molecular function (GO): zinc ion binding
Source: RefSeq, a predicted model, not a curated record